This is a messenger RNA of Rhinichthys klamathensis goyatoka, 1020 nucleotides long. Its product is annotated as CD209 antigen-like protein C. Lineage: Eukaryota; Metazoa; Chordata; Actinopteri; Cypriniformes; Leuciscidae. The transcript has 5 exons. Bases 124 to 873 code for a protein of 249 amino acids. The record is from RefSeq and is a predicted model, not a curated record.
UGCCACAUUAUCUUAAAUUUCACAAUUUUUGUUUCAAAUUCAAUUUUUACUCUCACCUCUUGAAAACUUGUUCUCGUUAAAUUUCUUUCAUACUGUCAAAAUACAUUUUCUCUGAAACUGAAGAUGUCCAGAGAAGAUAGUGAUGAGAUGACCAUCGUUAUAUUUGCUAGUACGGAUACUAUAGACCUACCACAUGACCUUAGAACAAAGUUAGAUGACUUAAACCAUCCCGAAAAGGAACAGAGACAACAAAUACGAAGUGAUUCUGAUGAGAAAAAAGGCUACAAGACCACCGUGGUGUGUAUGGGGCUGUUCUGUGUUCUUCUUCUGGUGUCCGUCACAGUACUGUGUAUAACGUUCACAAAGGAAAACAACAUGUUCCAAUCUGAGAAAAAGGCAAACUAUUGGCUAAGUCUGAGUAAAAACUUGACAGAAGACAGAGAAGAGUUAAGGAAGGACUUGGCGAAACUCCAGGCCAGGCUUUAUGAAUACGAUCAGUGCUUUGACAAGCCUAAAUGGAUAACGCACAACUUCAGUUCCUACUACAUUUCCUCCGAGUGGAAGAGCUGGACUGACAGCAGACAAGACUGCUUGCAGAGAGGAGCAGAUCUGAUCAUCAUAAACAACAGAGAGGAACAAGAAUUUAUCAGAACGUUUACCAGUGGAAAUAUUGUCUGGAUUGGUCUGACUGACAGUGAUGAAGAGGGAGUCUGGAAGUGGGUUGAUGGCACCACGCUGAACUCUGGGGUUUGGGAGCCUGGGGAGCCCAACAACAAAAUAGAUGAGGACUGUGCUGUAUCACUCUUUGAUUGGGCUGAUUAUCCAUGUAAUUACACCUUUGUAUGGAUUUGUGAGAAAGAUUUAGAGGUUUAAUAAAACUAUCAAAGCAUCAAAUCUUUACAUUCAAAGCAAUAUGCAGUAACCAAAGUGAUGUGUUGCACUGUACAGAACAAUGAGACUUUGUUUUUGCUCAUUUCAAUAAAAUUCAUAGAAAAAUGAGAUGAUAUUAAAGGUGAACUA